AAAGAACGGUUUCAUAACAAGCACAUCCCUUUAAAUCUUACUGUAUAAUUCACAAAUUAUAAUUCACAAAUUAACCAAACAGCUCCUCAAGCCAAUUAAGAUAUGGAGGUGAGCAGCCAGGCAAUGAGGAUCUUCUACACAUCUUUGGGGAAACUUUAUACGUCCCGCAGCCAGAAAGGAGGACUGCGCCUGCACCGGGGCCUCAUGCUCAUCCGCAUGAUCAAAUCCUCAAGUGACAUCUACAACUUGGCCACGGCCAGUGUGCUGAGAGCGCAACAGGACGCCGAGAAGCCCGCGGAAAUGUGCACGGCGGCAGAGAUGGAAGAGGAGGAGGACACGGAGACGAUGGAAGAGAGUCUGACUGGCCAGGGAUAACUUUUACUUUGAUGAAAGUCAACUUUUUAUCACUGUUCAUAACAUCAUAUUGCAUAUGCAACAACCUGCAUCAGAUGCAUUCGUAUACAUACAUACUGUAUAAAUGAGGUGACUGUAUGCAUUUGCAGAGAACAUCCACUGUGGCGUUAAAAGCUACAGUCAUAUGAACACUUAUUUGUUUGAAGUGUUACAGACUAAUAAACAUGGAUACACAGGAUGUUUCAUUUGUUAAU
This is a messenger RNA of Nerophis lumbriciformis (worm pipefish), 608 nucleotides long. Its product is annotated as immediate early response gene 2 protein-like. Lineage: Eukaryota; Metazoa; Chordata; Actinopteri; Syngnathiformes; Syngnathidae. The record is from RefSeq and is a predicted model, not a curated record.